GUGUCUGCCAGUGUAAAGAUCCACAUUGGAUAAAGGGUAAACUUGUUACAGAUUCUCUCUUUAAAAGGCAUCUGUGCAGUAGUGCAAUUUGAAUAAUAAAGUAUUUCACUUUAAAAGCUCAACGUCACUGUUUGCAGAAAAUUUCAUGCUGAAAAACAGAAGCAAUUAAUGGAUGAAUAUGACCAGAUUUCUCCAUCAAGUUCUCAGCCUGAUAAGGAAAAUCCCUUUUUGUCAGGCUAAUGAAGCAUUCAAAGAAGACAUAUGACUCUUUCCAAGAUGAACUUGAAGAUUAUAUUAAAGUACAGAAAGCCAGAGGCUUAGAACCGAAGACUUGUUUCAGAAAGAUGAGAGAGGACUAUUUGGAGACCUGUAGGUACAAAGAAGAGAUGGAUUCCAGACCCCGGUACAGGAUGUUUGAUCAAAGACUCCCACCUGAAGCCAUCCAGAUGUACCCAGCAUCAUGCAGUGUCUCACCAAGCAUGGAGAACCGCUUACCCCAGUGGUUACCAGCUCACAGCAGCAGGCUGAGACUAGACUCUCUGAGCUACCGUCCGUACACCAGGGACUAUUUCUCCCAAAAGCCAGUACCCCUGCACCUUAGUCAGCAAGGAUACAAUUACGGCCCCUGCAGUGUAGAAUCUGGAGGCUACAGGCACCUCUCCUCGGAAGGCAGCCCCAGAGCCUAUCAAGCCAGUCACAAACAGAGCAUUCUGUGGUGUUUAUUGGUUAAUGUGGUGUUGGUGUGGUUGUAA
This is a messenger RNA of Ochotona curzoniae (black-lipped pika), 752 nucleotides long. RefSeq names its product lysine rich coiled-coil 1 (gene KRCC1). The transcript has 4 exons. The record is from RefSeq and is a predicted model, not a curated record. NCBI's taxonomy places the organism in Eukaryota, Metazoa, Chordata, Mammalia, Lagomorpha, Ochotonidae. The coding region runs from base 240 to 752 and encodes 170 amino acids.